Cyprinodon variegatus (sheepshead minnow) is the source of this 3827-nucleotide messenger RNA. RefSeq names its product myosin-binding protein C, fast-type-like (gene mybpc2a). Lineage: Eukaryota; Metazoa; Chordata; Actinopteri; Cyprinodontiformes; Cyprinodontidae. The record is from RefSeq and is a predicted model, not a curated record. Bases 144 to 3551 code for a protein of 1135 amino acids. Gene Ontology annotation, molecular function: protein binding. The transcript has 31 exons.
GUUCCACCCAGGGGGUGGAUGGCGGCGGUGGUGGCGAGGGGAGCAAGCUCAUAAAAGGAUGGGAUGUUGAGACGCACCAGCAGUUCCACUGGGAAGCAAGAAGGAAGGCACCUUCAGAGGAUUCCUGUUGAACAGAGAGAGACAUGCCAGAGCCAAAGAAGCCAGGAGCUGAGGGCGAUAAGGCUGCAGCAGCCCCUGCUGUCAAAAAGGAGCAGCCAGAUGAGGAGGAGGAGUUGCCCCUUGAUGAUGCUCCACCUGGAGAAGGUCCUCAGAUGUCUGAGCAGAGCAGUCUUUUUGUGGUGAAGCCGGAAAGCGCCACUGCUACGAAAGGGAAGGACAUCACGUUUGUGGCCAAAGUCGACUCCUCGACUCUGACAAGGAAGCCUGUCAUGAAAUGGCUGAAGGGGAAGUGGCUCGACCUGUCUAGCAAAGCUGGGAAGCACCUGCAGUUUAAGGAGUCUUACGACAGAAACACCAAGAUCUACACUUACGAGAUGAACAUCAUCAAAGUGGUGGAUGGAGACGCAGGUGGUUACCGCUGCGAGGUCACUGCCAAAGACAAGUGCGACACCUGCACCUUCGAAGUCUCCGUGCAGGCUGUACAGGAGGAGCAGGAGGACAACAUCUUGGAGGCGUUUAAACGAUCAGGAGAUGGGGAUGAGGAUGCUGGUGAGCUGGACUUCAGUGUGUUGCUCAAAAAAAGGAAGCAAAAGAAGACUGGGCAACCAAAGGAGGAGGUGGACGUAUGGGAAAUCCUAAAGGCAGCCAAGCCUUGUGAUUACGAGAAGAUUGCCUUUCAGUACGGCAUCACAGACCUGAGGGGCAUGCUGCAGAGGCUGAAGAAGAUGAAGGCUGAGUCCAAGAAGAGUGAUGCUUUCCUGACGAAGCUGGACUCAGCCUAUUCUGUGGACAAGGGGAAGACGAUCCAGCUCACUGUGGAAGUGGCUGACCCCACAGCUGAAGUCAAAUGGCUGAAAAAUGGACAGGAAAUCAAACCAUCAGCCAAGUAUGUGUUUGAGAGCGUGGGCAACAAGCGGACCCUCACCAUCAACAAGUGCAACCUGUCUGAUGACGCAGCGUACGAGUGCGUUAUUGGGGAAGAGAAAUGCUUCACGGAGGUUUUUGUUAAAGAGCCUCCUGUCACCAUCACUAAGCCGCUGGAUGACGUUCACACCAUGGUGGGGGAGAAGGUGGAGUUUGAGGUGGAGGUUUCAGAGGAAGGAGCCAGCGUGAAAUGGAUGAAAGACGGAGUGGAGAUAAACAGAGAGUCAGCGGGAUCUAAAUACAGGUUCAAGAAAGUUGGGAAAAAGCAUGUUUUGAUCAUAACCGAAGCGACUACAGAGGACAUGGGGAUGUACCACGUCUUCACCAAUGGUGGGGAGUCGAAGGCAGAGUUGGAGGUUGAAGAGAAGGAGCUGGAGGUCCUGCAGAGCCUUGCUGACCUGACAGUAAAGGCAUCUGAACAAGCAGUGUUCAAAUGUGAAGUGUCUGAUGAAAAGGUGACGGGAAAAUGGUUCAAGGAUGGUGUGGAAGUUGAGCCCAGCGAUCGCAUCAAAAUAUCCCACAUUGGCAGGACCCAUAAGUUGACGAUUGAUGACGUGAAACCUUCAGAUGCAGGAGAUUACACCUUCGUCCCGGAUGGCUAUGCGUUUUCUUUGUCUGCUAAACUUAACUUCCUAGAGAUCAAGAUUGAAUAUGUUCCCAGAGAAGAUCCUCCUAAAAUCCACCUGGACGCUGGCGGCAGCGGUAACAAGAAUGUCAUCACAGUUGUGGCUGGAAACAAACUUCGCUUUGAUGUUGAGGUCACGGGAGAGCCGGCCCCCACCGUGUGCUGGAUGAAAGGAGACCAGUUGGUCUCUGAGGACGAGGGACGGGUCCGCGUGGAAACGAGGGAGACCGUGAGCAGCUUUGUGAUUGAGGGGGCGGAGAGAGGAGAUGAGGGUCCCUACACCAUCACCGUGACCAACCCUUCAGGAGAGGACAAGGCUGACAUCUAUGUCAAGAUUGUGGAUGUGCCUAAUCCUCCUGAGAAUGUCAAGUGCACAUCGGUUGGCGAGGACUCUGCCUUCAUCACAUGGGAGCCUCCCUCAUUUGAUGGCGGAGUUCCUGUUAAAGGGUAUUUGAUGGAGAGGAAGAAGGUUGCUUCAUCCAGGUGGACCAAACUAAACUUCGAUGUUUAUGAGUCCACCACGUAUGAGGCUAAGAAGAUGAUUGAAGGUGUGCUUUAUGAGAUGAGAGUGUUUGCAGUCAACGGCAUCGGCAUUUCUCAGCCCAGUUCCAGCUCCAAGCCCUUCAUGCCCAUCGCCCCCACGAGUGAGCCCACUCGUCUCGGGGUGGAGGAUGUGACAGACACUACCUGCGCUCUCAAGUGGCGACCUCCAGAUAAAAUCGGAGCUGGAGGCAUCGACGGCUACAUCAUUGAAUACUGCACAGAAGGAAGUAACCAGUGGGUGCAGGCCAAUAAGGAACUAGUGGGAAAUACCCAGUACAGGGUGAAGGGUCUCCCAGCCGGGGAGAAGAUGCUCUUCAGAGUGUUUGCAGUUAAUGUUGCUGGACAUAGCCUCCCUGCCACUCUGUCUCAGGCCGUCACCAUUAGGGAGAUUGUUGAAAAUCCAAAGAUUAGAGUCCCACGCAACCUGAGAUCUAAGCUCAUCACUCCUGUGGGCGAGAAGGUGAACUUGGUAAUCCCUUUCCAGGGGAAACCUUCGCCCGUUGUGACCUGGUUCAAAGACGGUGUUCUGUUGGAGGACAAAACCGUGGGAACUCGUACCAGCGCGGUGGACACCAUCCUGUUCAUCCGCUCUGCAGAGAGAAGACACUCUGGAACCUACACCCUGUGUGUUCAGAUUGAGGACUUGUCGGAUAGCGCAAACAUAGACAUUCAGGUCGUAGAAAAGCCAGGCCCGCCUGUCAACGUGCAUGUCACCGAUGUGUGGGGCUUCAAUGCCGCGCUGGAGUGGAAGCCGCCCAAAGAUGACGGCAACUGCGAGAUUACAGGCUACACCAUCCAGAAAUGUGACAUGAAAACUAAGGAGUGGUUCACGGUCUAUGAGCACAACCGCAGGCCCAGCUGCACUGUGUCCGACCUGGUCAUGGGGAACGAGUACUCUUUCCGAGUGUUCAGCGAAAACAUCUGCGGCCUCAGCGACGAUCCCGGCAGCAGCAAGAACACCGCUGUCAUUACCAAAGCAGGUCUGAUCUAUCAGCCCAAAGCCUACAAGGAGAAGGACAUGAGCGGCUCCCCUAAAUUCACCGCUCGUCUGUUGGACAGAAGCGUGAUCGCCGGCUACACUGCAGCCAUCAGCUGCGCCGUUCGUGGAAACCCAAAGCCAAAGAUCAUCUGGAUGAAGAACAGUAUGAUCAUCGAUGGGGACCCCAAGUUCCUGAUGCAGAACAACCAGGGGGUGUUAACUCUGAAUAUCCGCAAGGCAAGCCUAUUUGAUGGGGGUCGGUACUCCUGCAGGGCCAUCAAUGACCUGGGGGAGGACGAGGUGGAGUGCAAGCUGGAGGUUCGAGUUCUGCAGGAGAAGGAAGAAGGGACAAAGAAAUGAGUGGCAGCAUGAAGCAGGAGAGGACAGCCCAACGGAAACACUAAAUGGAUUAUGUGUAACAGGAUAGUCAUGAAUAAAUAUGAUCAGAAUAGACCCCCCCCACCCCACCCUUACUACAGACCCCAUAUUCUUUACUUCUGCUAUGACAAAUCAGUAAUGUGCCAUAAAUUCCUCCAACAUCCCACCACCUUCUCCCUUUCUCGCUGCCACUCUGUAGUAUGACUCCCCUGCUGUGACCACACACAGGCAGAGCCUUCUUCUCUGUAAAGUGGACCU